UACAUCCUGUUUACGUCACUGGAGAGGCUGGGAGCACGCGUGUUGCUCUGCAGGGGUAGUUCGGGACACCUUAAGGUUUUGCUGUUUCUGUGUCUGGAGAGAGAAAAGCGAAAAUGCCGAAGGUCAAGGCAGAGAAGAGAAGCAGGCAGCACCAGGAAGUGAAGAACCAAGGUAUCAUGUUCAACACCGGCAUCGGCCAGCACAUCCUGAAGAACCCUCUGGUGGUUAACGGAAUCAUCGAGAAGGCUGCCCUAAGACCGACCGAUGUGGUUCUGGAAGUGGGACCUGGAACCGGUAACAUGACUGUUAAGCUCCUUGAGAAAGCCAAAAAGGUUGUCGCCUGUGAAUUGGACUGCAGGUUGGUGGCAGAACUUCAGAAGAGAGUACAGUGCACACCCAUGCAGACCAAACUCCAGAUUUUAGUUGGAGAUGUGCUAAAAACAGCUCUCCCUUUCUUUGACGUUUGUGUAGCAAAUUUGCCAUAUCAGAUUUCAUCACCCUUUGUCUUCAAGUUGCUGCUACACAGGCCUUUCUUCCGGUGUGCAGUGUUGAUGUUCCAAAGGGAGUUUGCCAUGCGAUUGGUUGCCAAGCCUGGAGACAAGUUGUAUUGCAGACUUUCCAUCAAUACACAGCUUCUUGCCCGUGUAGACCAUCUCAUGAAGGUGGGGAAGAACAACUUCCGCCCUCCUCCCAAAGUAGAGUCAAGUGUUGUUAGAAUAGAACCCAAGAACCCGCCCCCUCCUAUCAACUUCCAGGAGUGGGACGGACUGGUGAGGAUCGCCUUUGUGAGGAAAAAUAAAACGCUCAAUGCAGCUUUUAAGUCCACCGCGGUUGAGCAGCUGUUGGAGAAGAACUAUAAAAUACACUGCUCCGUACACAAUGUGGAAAUCCCAGAAGACUUCAGCAUCACCAAGAAGAUUGAAAGUGUUCUGCAGGAGGUAGACUUCAGUGAGAAGAGAGCCAGGUCCAUGGAUAUUGAUGACUUCAUAGUGCUGCUCCAUGCGUUCAACUCUGCAGGGAUCCACUUCUCCUAAAUGGCUGCAGGAACUUGGUCCAAUGCCAUAUCAUCAUAUUGCCCAUUAGUCGAAGUCACAUCCCCCCAUGAGGGGGAAGUGAGGGACAGAUACUGACUGUUGGCUUGGAGGGAGGAAUGUAACGCGUUACUCUGACCAAACGUUGUGCCUUGUGGGGAGACUCAAAUGAAAACUUUAAUGAAACGGACCAAGUCAGUUAUGACAAGUGUAAGGCACUCAGUACACAAAGUUCAAUCUUAAGUGUAGGUUAAAGGUAGCUUUGCAUACUUACCCAUCCAUGGCAAGUACACAAAUGUUUUUUUUUCCCACGUUUGGCUAAAGUCUUGGCUUUGGAUUUGACAGAAACGAUGUAAGAUGGCAGCCGAGUGGUUGUGAGUAGCACUGAUAAAAGUCCAAAAACUAUUUGGUUGAGAUCUGUAAUCAUUCUGAACAUCACAUCACUUUUCUUUGUAAAAUGUCACAGUGCUGUUACACUUGAUCAAUCACCAUGGGCUAAUUAGUUGUCUGCAUUUGACCCAUUUAACUACUUAGAAGCAGUGGGCAGCCACCGUGUGGUGCCCAACUCGAAGUUCUGAGGUCUGUGCCUUGAUCAAGGGCAGUGGACAGCAUGUUUUGGUUUUUCGGUAUACUUUAUUGAUCCCGUGGGGGAAUUCUUCUCUGCAUGCACCCCAUGCUAGCUGUGUAGCGAGCAGCAGUGGGCAGCCGCCGUGCAGCGCCCGGGGACCACCUCCAGUUGGUCUUGCCCUGCUUCGGUCAGGGGCACAGACAGGAGUAUUAACCCUGACAUGCGUGUCUUUCUGAACGUGGGAAAACCGGAGCACCUGGAGGAAACCCACUACAGACACGGGGACAACAUGCAAACUCCGCAGAGGACGACCCAGGAUGACCCCCAAGGUUGGACAACCCCGGGGUUCGAACCCAGGGCCUUCUUGCUGUGAGGCAACAGCACUAACCACUGGGCCAAUGUGCAGUAAUCAGAAUGUUCUGUUGUUAUUAGACGUGUUGAUGGGCAACAACAAUAACACAAUCAAUAAUACAGU
Molecule: messenger RNA, 2074 nt
Organism: Lampris incognitus (smalleye Pacific opah)
Lineage: Eukaryota; Metazoa; Chordata; Actinopteri; Lampriformes; Lampridae
Gene: dimt1l
Product: DIM1 dimethyladenosine transferase 1-like (S. cerevisiae)
Exons: 12
Coding region: 114-1034 (306 amino acids)
Biological process (GO): rRNA methylation
Cellular component (GO): mitochondrial matrix
Molecular function (GO): rRNA (adenine-N6,N6-)-dimethyltransferase activity
Source: RefSeq, a predicted model, not a curated record